This is a messenger RNA of Cheilinus undulatus (humphead wrasse), 5336 nucleotides long. Its product is annotated as arf-GAP with GTPase, ANK repeat and PH domain-containing protein 1-like. The record is from RefSeq and is a predicted model, not a curated record. Gene Ontology annotation, cellular component: nucleus. The transcript has 20 exons. NCBI's taxonomy places the organism in Eukaryota, Metazoa, Chordata, Actinopteri, Labriformes, Labridae. Gene Ontology annotation, molecular function: protein binding; GTPase activator activity; GTP binding. The coding region runs from base 488 to 4153 and encodes 1221 amino acids.
AGGAGCUGAUCCCCAGAGGAGGCAUUGAAAUCUGGCUACUUCAUCGUCUCUUUUUACCCCCGAAAUUCUGGAGACAUAACAACAGAUGUUUUUUCCUGCAUCUCCCAGUGACCCUCACACCAUGCAUACAUAAUUUUAUGCAUGACAUUGUCGAAUGGAGACUCCAGCUGCUAGAUGCUUCGUGACAAGUGAAUGAUUUCCAUUUUGCUGUUUUUUUUUUCUGUGCACCCUGCUUUCAUUCACCUGUUUUUUUCCCCUCUUGGACUCAUCAGCUGGAGCUCUUUCUUCCCCCUCAGCCUUGUUGGAUAUGAAUGGUAAUCUGGUGGCGAGAUAAUCUUCACCACAUCAAAUAUACAAGGCACUGUGCAAUGGAUAUCCUUCAGGAAAAAUGAAGUCUUCAUGUCGCUCCGUGUUGCCAUGACUGAGGCGUGCAGGUCUGGCUAGAGUCAGAAAGUGGCUGCCACAGUGCUGAAGUCAGCCCGUCCCGAUGAGCAAGGAAAGCAACCCGCAGAAACGCACCACCUACCUCAUCUCCCUCACUCUGGUGAAGGUUGAGGCUGUGCCAGACGAUGUAGACAAGGAGCAGAAGGAGGCUCUUCCAGAGGGGGAAGGGAGCCCUGAGAAGGAGGAGGAGGAGGAGAAAGAGGAGGAGGAAGAAGCCCUUGAGAAAGAAGAAGAGCCAGUAUGUAGACAAGAGGAGGAAAAAGACACCAGACAGGUAGAGGAGGAAGUGGAACAGGUGCAGGUUAAGUAUGACAGCCCUGUUGAGAGCAGAGGGAAGCCUGAGAGGAGGGACGCUCAUGGACACCAAAAGGACCUUGUUUCAGUGGGAAAAAGCAAAGACACUUUUUUUGUGCAGCCACCUGUUAGGCAGAUGGUCAAAGUGUACGGAGGAACUACCUCUGAGGCAACCGUGCGAAGGGAGGGGCCCCGUUCGGAUGCUAUGCGCCCCAAAACAGAGCUCUACAGAGAGCCCCCUAUGCUGUACCUGAAGGGGGAAAACGGAGCAGACCUGAGCAGCCGCUCACGCUGCAGCCUCCCUUUUUCUGUCCAGCAGCAGGUCAGCCAACGACCUGAUGUCCUCAUGAGGUCACACACCGGAGUAGCAGGUAGUUCAGCAGGCUGGAGGGACCUCAGAGAACCCAACACCAGUCUGUAUCACUCUGCUAAAACUCUGGAUCGAAGAGGGGAGCAGUCCCCCUUGAUGGCAGGUACGACUCUUGGGCCUUACAGAGCAUCCUGGGCUGACAGUGACGGCAGGGGGACACUCAUCCGCCCUGGAGCACCGAUGAGUGGAGGGUUUUCCGGCAUCAUGACCAGGGACAGCCCUCAGGCAGAGAGGUACAAGACAGUUUCUGUGUCCUUCCCUGCACCUUCUGCUACUGACACAUCCAGGCCUCAGAGGAAAGGUACAAGUCGUACUCUGGAUAACAGCGACCUACACUCCCCCUCUGACGACCUGAGGAGGGGGAAGGAGGCACAGGGAGGGACCAUACAAAGAGCUCCACCUCGAGACAGGAAGAUGCUGAAGUUCAUCAGUGGCAUUUUUACCAAAAGUGCAGCUGCAGGGUCUAGUGCCAAUGCUGCACCACCCCUCUAUCCAGCCAUGGAGAGAGGCUCAAGUGAGGAGGAAGCUGUUUGCACAAGCCAAGAGUGGACUCUGAGCCAAACAAUACAAGAGCUUCACCUGGGUGUUUUGGGAGGUCUGUGCAGUGGGAAGUCCGCUCUGGUCCAUAGACACUUAACAGGGAGUUACCUGCAGCUGGAGAACGCUGAGGGGCGACAGUACAUCAAGGAUGUACUGGUAGAUGGACAGAGCCACCUGAUGAUUAUCAGAGAAGAAACAGAACUCCCAGAUGCUCAGUUUGCAUCUUGGGUGGAUGCAGUGAUUUUGGUCUUCAGUUUGGAAAAUGAGUCUAGCUUUCAGGAAGUUUACAAGAUCUAUCACCAGCUCGCCAUGCACCGGCCUGUAUCAGAGAUAGCUUUCAUAGUAGUCGGCACUCAGGAUAAGAUCAGCAGCACCAACCCCAGAGUAAUCGAUGAUGCCAGGGCUCGGCAGCUGUGCUCAGACGUGAGGCGCUGCACUUAUUAUGAAACCUGUGCCACAUACGGCCUGAAUGUGAACAGAGUCUUCACUGAUGCUGCUCAGAAGAUCAUGGCAGCCAAGAAACAAGCUGCUCUUCUGGCUGCUUGUAAAUCUCUCCCAAACUCUCCUAGUCAUUCUGGAGGCUCCACCCCAGUGUCGGGUGUGUUUCCAGGACAGGCCAGUAACGGCGGUCAGAGCAGUGAUUACUCCUCAUCGCUUCCCUCCACUCCUGUGAUCAGCCAUAAAGAGAUCGGAAAGGCAGCCAGAGGGGAAAAACAGGAAGGGGCCACGCCUGGGACAGUCCGCAGUGCCACACGGAGACGUGCCCCAAGAUUUGCGGGUCGCAGAGGUAGUGACUCAAACAGAAGGAGUGCAGACUUUAAGGGUGAUCUUGGCAGUGGACGCUGCAUUCCCAUCAAACAGGGUAUCUUGCUGAAGCGCAGUGGGAACUCACUGAACAAAGAGUGGAAGAAGAAGUAUGUGACACUGACCAACGACGGCAUACUGUCCUAUCACUCCAGUGUCAAUGACUACAUGUUGAACACCCCAGGGAAAGAGAUGGACCUGCUGCGAGUGACAGUGAAGGUGCCAGGAAAGAGACCGCCGCGUGCUGUACCUGCCGCACCCACUUGUGGACUCCCUGUUGGGCUCAAUGGGCGUGUUAAAGACGUGCCAGGACCUGAGGGUGUCAGCCCAGUCCCUGUGAGCGCCAGCAGCCUCCUGCAGGUGGAGGAGAUGGAGGGCCUGGGUGGUGCACUGUUCCUGAGGAGUAACAGAGGAGUGCAGCGAUGCCCCUCCACCCUGUCUAACCAUGCUCAAAGUGUCGACUCGGCAGUUGAGGGUGUCUCCAGCUCAUCCUCCACCAAAGACUUUGGCUCCUCGUCCCCGGUGACAGACAGGAAGAAGCACCGCAGAAAGAAGAGCAUGAACAUGAAAGGAGAUGCAACACUUGGACAGGCAGAUGCCAAGCGCAAAAUGUGGAAACUUAAAAGCUUUGGCAGCUUAAGAAACGUGAGCAAGACAGAUGAGGAUAACUUUGAUUUCCUCAUCGUGUCGAGCACUGGCCAGACGUGGCACUUUGAAGCUCAGAGUGUGGAGGAGAGGGACUCCUGGGUCCAGGCCAUCGAGAGCCAGAUCCUGGCCAGCCUGCAGCUAUGUGAGAGUAGCAAAAACAAGGCACGCAAAAACAGCCAGAGCGAGGCAGUGGUUCUGCAGGCGAUCCGCAACGCAAAGGGGAACAACUUCUGUGUGGACUGUGAUGCUCCAAAUCCUACUUGGGCCAGUCUGAACCUGGGUGCUCUCAUCUGCAUCGAGUGCUCAGGGAUCCACAGAAACUUGGGGACUCACCUGUCACGUGUUCGCUCACUGGACCUCGAUGAUCUGCCACGAGAACUCACUCUGGUUCUCAGUGCCAUCGGCAACCAUAUGGUGAACAGUAUAUGGGAGGCACGCACGUUGGGCCGCCGUAAACCUGCACCUGAUGCUACACGUGAGGAGCGGGAGUCCUGGAUCAGGGCCAAGUACGAGCAGAAACUCUUUGUGGCCCCGCUGCCUCCUCCCACUCCUGGCGAGGGUCCAGACAUCACGCUCUCUGGUCGUCUUCUCUUGGCAGUGAUGGAGCACAACCUCCCCAAGCUGCUGCUCCUUUUGGCCCACUGCACUAAAGAGGACAUGAACGCGCCCCUCAGCCUGGCCAUGUCCGCCAGGUCACUCAUUGCGCUGCGACUGCCUGCCUCUGCCCUGCACGCUGCCUGCCAGCAGGGGGACGUGGUGAUGACACAGCUGCUACUUUGGUAUGGCUGUGACGUUCGAUACCGGGACACACAGGGGCAGACGGCGCUGGUUCAGGCUCGCAACGCCGGCAGCCAGGAGUGUGUGGAUAUCUUGCUGCAGCACGGAUGUCCUAAUGAACUCUCCCCCUCGGCGGUCAGCUUCACAGCCGCUGCCACAUCCAGCUUCCCUGUUGCCAUGACGCCCAGCCUGACAGUUGCCACUACACUAAGGAUCUCGCACAAGAGCGGGGGCACCAGCCUGAGCUACAGCACCACUAGAAGAGCGGUGUCAUAAUGAGGAUGGGGUGUUAUAAAUGUGUGUAUGUGUGUGUGUCUCUGCUGAAAUGAUUGAACCAAAAAAAAGAGAAGUUUUCCUGAAAGCAUUUCUACGGAGGCGAAGAGAAAAAAACAUUACAUCCAGAUGCCUCUGCAUUCAGAAUUUAAAUGAAUGUAUUGCACUGUAUACCAGCUGGUAUGAUUUAUAUUUCAUCAUGCAGUCAAUAUUUUUCUUCAGUCUCCUCUUAAUUGAGAACGGGAAUUUGCCUUCGGCCUCAAACAGCAUAGCUGAACAUCUCGAGGUCAGGUCUAGAAAAGAACUGCAAUAAGUUUACAACUACUUUCAACUCCGUCUGUGUCUGCUUCAAAACGUCAAACACGUCCACACUUCUUUAAUCUACUGACGGUGAAUGUUGAUUUAAAAUUCAGAGUGCAUACACUGUGUUAUAUCCAACACAGCUGGUCGUUCAGUGCUUCAAUGAUGUUGUGUGUGUUGAAAAAAACUCUAGUGACUGAAAAAAGGGGCUGUUUUGAAGAUAAUCAAAAUAACUGUAUAGAAAUGCAUUGAUAAAAUAGUAUAAUUCUAAAAAUUUAAAAAGUGCUUCAUUUUAAAGAUUGUUAUUGUAUGAUUUGUACAGUUGUUUCUGUGUAUAAAACUCAGAGUUACUCAUAAGCUGAUCAGAGAUUUACUGUGCAGCCUCUUGGUUUCCUUUAAUAACCACAAGUUUAACUCUUUAAGCAUUGCAGAGUGAGACUUCUAUGUUUCUGUUUGUUUUUCUGUGUGUGACAUGAACACUGUACAUGACGCGUGCAUUAUGAAUCCAGCAGCAGCUCAUGGUCAAGGCGAGUGUAGUACUACGUAGAUGUGCAACAAAACAAGUGAGAUGCCUUGAUUUUGAUUGAAUGUAUACAAAAAACGAUGCUGUGAGUUCAACGGAAGCCCUAAGGUAUCACACAUCCAGACAUUUUAUUUUACUCUUUCAUGCAGUGAUGACAAGUAAAUUAGGGUUGUUUCCUCAAAACGUUGUCAUAAAUAUUGUUUUGUAAUCAGAAAAAUGCUGGUUUACCCUUGAGAAAGAGUUGAAUUCACUAACAUUGGCUUUUCUUCCCAGGGUCCAACACAUAUACAGGUGCAUCUUAAAAAGCUGAAUAUCAUAAAAAGUUCAUUUUUCCUUUGAUUUCAUUCAAGAAGUGAAACUUCA